This is a messenger RNA of Pelobates cultripes (western spadefoot toad), 402 nucleotides long. NCBI's taxonomy places the organism in Eukaryota, Metazoa, Chordata, Amphibia, Anura, Pelobatidae. The record is from the annotation of a GenBank genome assembly.
AUGGCGGACACCAUGCCGGCCUCUGUCACACAAGGCACGCUGGAGCCACUCGAGGUCCGCAUAGACAGGCUGCUGGCAGAAUUCUGUGCGAAGCGCGAGAGUAAACUGAACCUGCCAGCAAACAGACCCAGAAUUGCAGACCUGCCACCGGACACAACUCCCUCUUCCCGACACUCACCCAGCUUGAACCGCCGAAAGGCCCAAAUACGACCCCAGGUGCUGCCCAGUGCGUACCGGCCAAUCCAGAAGAGCACAAAGCAUACUUUGAAGCCUGACAGAACUGCGCGCUGGUCCUCAAACAGAGUCCGCAAGGUCCCAGGGAGACCGCAGGAUCAUGACAAAGUGGAGCAAGGUCAGGAGCGAGCCGCUGGCGGAAGGAGCAUCUCACGGCUGUACCGCUGA